AUGGGUGGUGCGGCUCCACUGAUGACUACUGCGGCAACGGUUGCUAGAGCCAAUGCAGUGGUGCCACCCCGCCCCCUGGUACCAGCGGUGGUAUCGGCAACCUUAUUUCUAGGUCCAUGUUCAACCAAAUGUUAUUGCACCGCAACAAUGGUGCUUGCCCCCCAAGAGCUUCUACACUACAAUGCCUUCAUCAAAGCCGCCGAGUCCUUCCCGGCCUUCGGCAUCGUCGGCAACACCGACCACCGCAAGAGGGAGAUUGCGGCUUUCUGGCCCAAAGAACAAGGAAGCCCUCCUGACUACUGUGUUCCAAGCGCUCAGUGUCCUUGUGCUCCUGGAAAGAAAUAUUAUGGUCGGGGCCCAAUCCAAAUUUCCUAUUAUAACUACAGACUUGUAGGGAGGGCCAUAGGGGUGGACCUCCUGCACAACCUCGAUCUAGUGGCGACUAACAUGGUCAUCUCCUUUAAGACAGCUCUAUGGUUUUGGAUGACCCCACAGUCCCCCAAGCCUUCAUGCCACAAUGUCAUCAUCGGACAGUGGACGCCGUCAGCAGCUGAUCAGGGCGGUCGGCCAGUUCCCUAG
Thlaspi arvense is the source of this 579-nucleotide messenger RNA. Lineage: Eukaryota; Viridiplantae; Streptophyta; Magnoliopsida; Brassicales; Brassicaceae. The record is from the annotation of a GenBank genome assembly.